AUGGCGCACGUCACGAAAUGGACGGCCGCUGAUGUUGCAGACUGGUUGGAGCAGUGCUUGCAGCUUCCAUGCGGAGAUGCGUUCCGCGAAGCGGACAUUGACGGAGUGAAGUUGCUUCGACUGGACGCAGACCAGCUGUCAAAGUUGGGGUCAGGUGCAGAUCACAUCACUAGGUUGCAGACCCACAUCUCUGCUUUUCGUGCCCAGCUGGGAAAGCAUGGUCCUGCUGUCUUCUCAGUGGAAAGCACACGCAGUCGCUUCAGUGCCCAAGAAACUACACAGGAUGCUGGCGACUCUUGGAAGCCUGUUGGGCAAAGAAGAACCCAAAGUGCGGGAGCAGAAUCAGGAAGCCGACAACACAGAUCCAGCACAGGGACACCAAGACUUGGGAAAGGCCACACUUCCAGACUUUGGGUGGAGACCAGAAAGCAGGAUUCCCCAUGCAGAGCCAAGGAGCUUAGAGAAUUCUUUCAACAGGCCAGGCAGCUGGAGGAAGAGGCCCUGGCAUCCUUGGCCAAACGACGCGGGCUGUGCUCAGCGGACUCAGUCGUCAAGAGAAGGGCGCAAUCAGCCUCGCAUCCAGGGGUUCAAGGACAAUCCCCAGGUUCCUGCCCAAAGCCUCGGAUUGAAGUCAACAGGCCUAGACCUGGCUCACGGACGCCAUCCUGUGGAAGAGCAAGCCCGGCAGGGAGCAAGACGCAGAAAGCAGUUGCAGCCGAAUGGAGGGAGAUGUUGGCUCGACCCUUUGACCGCAUGCCUCGCUUCGUGCCAUUGCGGCAAGAGAUUGGGUCAAGGUUGGGAAGCAGAGCUAGCCCAACUCAACCACCGCCUCAGGAGAAGACACCAAUCCCCCAGGCAUUCCAGACGGGGUUUCCUCAAAACUUCAAGAGUCUGAAGGAGGAUAAGAGCCUGCAGGAGCCCAAGCAAAAGAAUUUUGAAAGCCUUGAAGGGAGCAAAGCGAGACGAACAGACAAGCAAAGCGUGAGAGAGGAGCAUGUGUUCAGCGUGCUCGAGGAAAUGUCUCAAGGGCUUGACGGCUCAGAGAUGCAGGCUUCCCAAGAUGAAAUAGAGGAAGCCUGGCGUCGUCCUGUCUCGGAAUUUCCAACCAUGUCGGUGACAGAUUCGGCAGCCACCACCCACGCAGCUCAGGAAGAGGCACUUGGAACUGCGACAACGCAAACUCCGACAUCCUUUUCCGGCACCUGCAGCCCUAGCAAAGUGUCAAACUCCCUGCAGGAGCCCACAGAGAAGAAAGUCGAAGGUGGAGGAAAGUCGAGCGAGAGAAUCGUUGAGGAAGGCAUGGUGGUUGAUUUGUGA
Durusdinium trenchii is the source of this 1317-nucleotide messenger RNA. NCBI's taxonomy places the organism in Eukaryota, Dinophyceae, Suessiales, Symbiodiniaceae. The record is from the annotation of a GenBank genome assembly.